Messenger RNA from Ricinus communis (castor bean), 1994 nucleotides. Its product is annotated as pentatricopeptide repeat-containing protein At5g42450, mitochondrial. The transcript has a single exon. Gene Ontology annotation, molecular function: protein binding; RNA binding. The record is from RefSeq and is a predicted model, not a curated record. Bases 11 to 1570 code for a protein of 519 amino acids. NCBI's taxonomy places the organism in Eukaryota, Viridiplantae, Streptophyta, Magnoliopsida, Malpighiales, Euphorbiaceae. Gene Ontology annotation, biological process: RNA modification.
AAACUCGCAGAUGAAACCCAGUAUAUUUAGAUUUCCUAUUUCCCUUGCUAUUGUUCGUAGAAAGAUUCACAGUUUAGCUAGUGGCCAUGCCCAUAAAGCAGAAUGUUCACCUGUGCCUGUGGAUAUUAAAGUUUGUCGCUCAAAAUCAAACAUAAGGAUGGAUGUAGAUGAACUGUUUGAUGAAAUGCCAGAAUUAGAUGUUCUAUCAGUUACAACUUUAAUUGGGCGGUUUGCCAGGCAGCACCGCUAUGAAGAAGCCAUGUGCCUCUUCUCAAGAAUGCUUUUGUUGAAUAUUAAGCCUAAUGAGUUCACUUUCGCUACUGUAAUUCACUCUUCCACUGGUCUGAAGAACAUUUAUUUAGGGAAGCAGUUGCAUGCUCGUACGAUGAAGAUGGGUCUUAACACUAUUGUUUUUGUAGGUAGUGCAAUGCUAGAUUUCUAUGCCAAGUUGUGUUCAUUUGAGGAAGCUCGAAAUGCUUUUGAAGAUAUCCAGAAGCCUAAUGUUGUCUCUUACACUACUUUGAUACAUGGAUACUUGAAGAAAGGGAAGAUUGAUGAUGCUCUUCAGCUUUUUCAAGAGAUGCCUGAAAGAAAUGUUGUGUCAUGGAAUGCAAUGGUUGGUGGAUUUAGCCAGAUGGGUCACAAUGAAGAGGCUGUAAGUCUUUUUAUUGAGAUGCUGAGAGAAGGUUUCAUGCCUAACCAAUCUACAUUUCCUUGUGCCAUUACUUCAGCUGCGAAUAUGGCUUCACUUGGAAUGGGCAAAAGUUUUCAUGCUUGUGCUGUCAAGUCCUUAUGCACCUCUGAUGUAUUUGUUUGCAAUUCUUUAGUUAGCUUUUACGCAAAAUGCGGAAGCAUGGAAGAUAGUCUCUUGGUUUUCAAUGAACUUCCUGAUAGAAAUACUGUAUCUUGGAAUGCUGUGAUAUGCGGUUUUGCGCAGAAUGGAAGAGGAGAGGAUGCUGUGAUCUUCUUUGAAAGGAUGAGGGCCGCAGGUCUGAGACCUAAUAGUGUUACUCUUCUCGGGCUUUUAUGCGCUUGUAAUCAUGCUGGUCUUGUCGAAAAGGGUUAUAUGUACUUCAACCAAAUGAGGCAAGAAGAGCCUGGCAUUUUAAAACCUGAGCACUAUGCCUGCAUGGUUGAUUUACUCUCUCGUUUUGGUCGUUUGAAAGAAGCAGCAAAGUUUCUUCAUGAUCUGCCUUUUGAUCCAGGAACUGGCUUCUGGAAAGCAUUACUUGGAGGCUGCCAUAUCCACUCGAAUGCAGAAUUGAGCGACUUAGCGGCACAAAAGAUUCUGGCUUUGGAUCCUGAAGAUGUCUCAUCAUAUGUAAUGCUGUCAAAUGCGUAUUCUGCUGCUGGCAGAUGGCAGCAAGUGUCAACAAUAAGGAGAGAAAUGAAGGAGAAGGGAUUGAAGAGGAUCCCAGGUUGUAGUUGGAUUGAAGUUAGAAGCAAAAUUCAUGUCUUCCUUAAUAGUGACAAGAACCAUCAUCAAAAGGAAGAAAUUUACAGUUUCUUGAAAUUUUGUGUUGAGCAAUUGAGAGAGAUAGAAGGUAUCACAUUUUCAAUAGAGUAUUAAGAAGAAUCCAUGUCAUUGAUUCUAAUGUGGGGCAAGUGUUGGAAGUGACUUAAUUUUAUAAUGAAGUUCUGAACGUUCAGAGGGGAUCAAAAUCUACUUCAAACUCCCUCUCUCUCAAGCACUAUGAUGAUGAUGAUUGCUGAGUCUACUUGACUUCAUUGAAGACUGGGGAUUGAUACUUUAAGCAUGGUCUAUGGCUAUGCCAGCUGAAAUGAACGUGGAAGGGUCCAAAGGUACGUCACUUAAAACACUUGUAAAAGCUUUGAACAUGGCAAGAGAUCAUGGUACGUGCUAAAAAGGCAGGCACAUUACAGAUUUUGCGGAGAUAUCCUCCAUUCUACUUGUAAAUAACUUACAAUUAUGUAUGGACGGAGAAAAAUCGAAAGGUAAGGAAAGGAAAUAAAAGAAGAAUUGAUUUUAAUUA